This is a messenger RNA of Colletotrichum graminicola M1.001, 309 nucleotides long. RefSeq lists its product as uncharacterized. The transcript has a single exon. Lineage: Eukaryota; Fungi; Ascomycota; Sordariomycetes; Glomerellales; Glomerellaceae. Bases 1 to 309 code for a protein of 102 amino acids. The record is from RefSeq and is a predicted model, not a curated record.
AUGAAAUUCAUCCAACUUCUGCUCCAGGCAGCAUGCCUUACUCCUGCCCUAGUGGUUGCUUUGCCUUUGAAGCCAGCGGGUGGUGAAGAUUUCCAGACGUAUGGCAACCUCAUUCCCAACGAGCGAAGGGAAGCUUUGCCUUUGGAGCCAGCGGGUGGCGAAGAUUUCCAGACGUAUGGCAACCUCAUUCCCAAGGAGCGAAGGGAAGCUUUGCCUUUGGAGCCAGCGGGUGGUGAAGAUUUCCAGACGUAUGGCAACCUUAUUCCCCGCGAGGCCAAACAUGCGCGACCUAAUGAGCACAGCUUCUAG